AUGCUAACAAUAUCUUCUUCAUCUUUAACACCAAUAAUUCGUGGAUCAAUUUUUCGUCGUCGUCGUUCAUCAUCAUUAGAUCUUUAUCGUCCACGUACAAUUAUUAUUGAAAAACCAACACCUAGUGCAUCCUAUGGCUUUUCAAUUCAAACAUAUGGUUUUGCUUCAUUAAAUUCUUUAUCAACCGAUGAAUCAGCAUGUUCACUUAUAUCUUCAUCAUCAGAAAGUACAACAAGUCGUAAAUCAUUAACAUCAAAUUCAUUUAGUUCAUCAUCACAAAUAGCACCAAUACAAUUAGUUACAUAUGUCGAUUAUGUACAAGAUAAAAGUCCCGCAUGGGAAGCAGGUUUACGUUCUGGUUCAGUUAUUUUAUCUGUUAAUGAUCAAACAGUUGAAAAUGAUGAUCAUGAAAAAUUAGUUCAACGUAUAACACAAACAUCAACAGCACAAUUGAAAUUAGUUGUUAUACAACAAAAUAUUAAUAAACAAAUAGCAUUAUGUGAACAAUUACAACAGUUACAGAAACAAUUACAUGAAAAAGAAGAAGAAUUAGAAGAAUUAUGUAAACAAGAAAUGACUGGCGAAGAAGAUGUAUCCGUUAAAGAAACUGAUUCUUCGCUGCCGUCACUUCAACAUUUGGCUAUGAAUCUACGAGAGCGUACAUCAUCAUUUUGUCAUGAUAAAAUUCCAUUAGAUUGGCGUCAAAGUGUAACAAAUUUUGCUCAUCAACAAAAAUUAGUAGCUCAAACCUUACCUUCAAUAUUAAAUUCUUCUACAUCAAAAUAUACCAAAAAUCGUCAAAUAAAUCCUUCGCAAAAUCAUCAACGUAGCAUGUCACUAUCAACAAUUGUUUUUCAUUAUUCAAAAUCAUCAUUACGUCGUUAUCAGUCUCCAUUAAUUAAUCAACAAACAAAAAAUCAUCGUCGAGCAUUUUCAUAUGAAGAAUUAUUUUCAUUAAAUAAGAAUACACAUUAUAUUUCAUCUAAUCAUCAACAAGAAGAAAGUAUGAUUGAAUCUGGUUGUUCAUUAGCAAUGGAUUUAUCAAGAAGUUUUAAUCGAAAAAGUUCUCAAUCAUCAUCUUCAUCCUCUUCCUCCUCCUCAUCAUCAACAACAAUAAAUAUGGAUAAUAUUGAAAAUAAUCAAAAAGAAAAAAUUGAUAAUAAAAUCAAACAAUUUAAAUGGAAAUUAAGGAUAAAUAAAUAA
Molecule: messenger RNA, 1203 nt
Organism: Rotaria sp. Silwood1
Lineage: Eukaryota; Metazoa; Rotifera; Eurotatoria; Philodinida; Philodinidae
Source: the annotation of a GenBank genome assembly